AUGACGCCGGCAAUCAGUUUUGCGGUCGUCCUUGUAUUUUCGGCUACAUUCGUAACAGCAACGUCGGCUCUGGCACUCAAUGAAGCCGAGAAGCAGAGCGACUCCCCCAGCUCGCCGAAGGCAUCUACCAUGCGCCAAAUGGAACGCCAGCUUGAGGCACCCUUUGCCCCGCCCCCGCCGCUAGCCGUGACUACAUCUUCAUUCAAUUGGUGGCCAUAUCCAUUGGCAACAUCCACGCCCGUCGCCCAACCCAUAUAUACCAUGAAUCCGGGGAUUCCUCCACCGCCACCGCCACUACCGACACCCCCAUCACCAAUUAUAGUGUCUUUUCCGCUAGCGUCCACUUUGGCGACCGACACUACCACGACGUCUUCAUCCCCUUUUACUUCUUCAAUCACCACCCAGUCGACAUCUUCAUCUUCAACACCGAUGUCUUCAUCAGUUGCUUGCACUACGUCGGAUUGUCCAUCCUCUGAGACAUCUACUCUUGUUCACAUCAGUGCCCAGCCUCCCCUCCCCAGUGCCUCUUCGACGGCCAAAACGUUCCCCAAGCUCAAGCCAACUGCCCUCAGCGCAAAAGCCGCUCGUACGAAAGUGGUGAUAAUAUGUGCUUGCGCGGCCGUUGGCUUGAUCGCAGGUUCUGUAUUAGCGUGGUUCUGCUUCGGUUGCUGCAUGGCGCGCCGACGUCGUAUGGGAGGAUUCUUCCGGACAAGACGCAGGGAUGCUCUCCAAGCCGGCCCAGCUUACGCCUGGGAUGCCGCCUCCGUAGAUAUCAUGACAGCAGACCAAGAAAAGCGCGGUGUCCCCGAGGUCCACGAAGCUAACAACCUCUCGCGCGGACCAUCAUCGUUUAGCUGGGACAUUCCUACGCGCGCGCCGUUUAUGGAGGAACGACGAGAAGAAGGGCAGUCUUUCCUUGCUCCAGCGCUCCCAAUCAAGGAUCGGCCAUCUCGUACACAAACGCGCAAGUCCACCCGUUCGGCGAUGCGCAGGAACACUACAAAAUCAGUGUAUAGCACAUUGACGGGCUACGAGGCGUCGCCAGACCCUAUGUCUCUCCUGUCGGAUCCGGAGGACGAUGAGGAAGUGCUUAUGGUUAGGAAGACGAAGCCUUACGAGAGUUUGAGGAAGGGGAGCAAGACUAUCCGCAGGGAGCUGCUGGAACGAGUUAGGCAGACGUCUGGCUCGUCAUCAUUACCCAGGGCAGCAGGGGCUCAUAGUGCGAGAAGACGUGUUAGUCGUGGGCACACUAGGUUAAAUUCUGAUAUGAUAGUUGACGGUGGGCUGGCGAAGGAGUUGAGCGUGGGCGAGGCGGUGGAUGAGACCCAGUGGGUCGAGGGAAGCGGAUUCCGUAUCGUCGAAGAAGAGUUCAAGUCGGCGUGGGAUGCGGUGGGGCAAUGGGCGAAUAAAAGUCGCAGCGGGAGUGGAACGAGUAGCCCAACCCAAGACAAUGAUCGGAAAGGUAUCUUCAGCAGCUGGGUGGGAUCUGCCCGUGCCGAAGAAGAUCGAUACACACCGAUUCCCACUCGGUCGAGCCCCUCGAAGUCUAGCACGAGGUCAAAUCGACCGACUCGAUUCCAACCACGCGAAACGCGAGGCGCGCACGGGGAGAGGAAGGAGCGACCUGGCGUGCCGCGCGUUGAUUCCUCGGUUUUGCCGAGAAGUCCGCCGCAGAUUAUGUCCCCGCCAUUGGCAAGUCAGCUGUUCUUCACGCCGCAAAUCCCGCAGGAGCCUUCGGGCGACCCCAAUCAUGCUCAUUGGAGGAGAUGA
Molecule: messenger RNA, 1770 nt
Organism: Pleurotus ostreatus (oyster mushroom)
Lineage: Eukaryota; Fungi; Basidiomycota; Agaricomycetes; Agaricales; Pleurotaceae
Exons: 1
Coding region: 1-1770 (589 amino acids)
Source: RefSeq, a predicted model, not a curated record